Messenger RNA from Penicillium crustosum, 501 nucleotides. Its product is annotated as putative extracellular cysteine-rich protein. The record is from RefSeq and is a predicted model, not a curated record. NCBI's taxonomy places the organism in Eukaryota, Fungi, Ascomycota, Eurotiomycetes, Eurotiales, Aspergillaceae. Bases 1 to 501 code for a protein of 166 amino acids. The transcript is spliced from 5 exons.
AUGUCAAACACAGGGAACUGUGGAGGUUGUGGUGCCAUAUGCGUCGUUGGCUCACCACCAACCUGUUGUGACGGAGUCUGUGCGGAUUUGAGCUCGAGUGUUGAUAAUUGUGGGGCGUGUGAUGCACCAACAUGCACUGGAACCCAACCCGCUUGCUGUUCUGGUGCGUGCAAAGAUCUCGAUAACAAUUUCGCCAGCUGCGGUGCAUGUGACUUAACUUAUAUGGCUAGCGCAACAUUGGAUGUCUAUCUGCUAAGAGAUAUUUUACUGAGUAGUGCACCGGACAAGUACCAGCGUGCUGCUCUGGCUCCUGCUUUGAUCUCGCCAAUGAUCCCCAGCACUGUGGUUCUUGCGAUGCAUCACCCUGUCUUGGACAGCAGGCUGGCUGCUGUGCGGGCACAUGUACUGAUUUUGCGACCUCAACUACUAAUUGCGGUUUUUGUAGUAAUACGUGUAACGGAACUACACCAGCUUGUUGCUCUGGGACUUGCAGUGACCUGA